This is a messenger RNA of Cannabis sativa, 1425 nucleotides long. RefSeq lists its product as uncharacterized. NCBI's taxonomy places the organism in Eukaryota, Viridiplantae, Streptophyta, Magnoliopsida, Rosales, Cannabaceae. The transcript has 3 exons. The record is from RefSeq and is a predicted model, not a curated record. Gene Ontology annotation, molecular function: S-adenosylmethionine-dependent methyltransferase activity. The coding region runs from base 518 to 1309 and encodes 263 amino acids.
AUUUUUCUCAUAUUUUAUAAUUUCUUUUUAAAUUUUGCUAUAAAAUAACAUAACUCUUUUGAAAAAGAAAGACAUAUUUUUACAAACUUAUAACUUAAAAACCAUGAAAAUAGGUUCCCCUCGUAUUUAAUUGAGUUAGUCCAUACGAGGCCCAGUUACAAAACCGAAGGUGUGUUUCAGACAUAAUUCUCUUCAUCCUUCCAAAGAGUCUUUUUUUCUUUAUUUUAUUUUAUUGAUUAUUGAUAAGCACAUCCUUCCAAAGUCGUAGCACAACUCCUUGGCUCUCUCUCCGUUACUCAAUCUCGCCUUUCUAUCGCCCCUUUCUCGCCCUAACUCAUCAGCUCUACCCUAGAUAAAUUAUCAACCUCGUUCACAACUCAUCGGGGACCGGAGAUCGGAGAUCGUAGAUUAGGAAUUCCUUUUCAAUCAUUGGCCGCCGGAUAAACAAUUACUGCACUCACAACAGAAUCACACCUAAAAAUACAAAUAAGCGCAAAGAAGCAGGAAAGUUUAAAUAAUGGUGGGGACUGUUGGGUUGUAUGAACCUGAUACGUACAUGGAAGCUCGGCCAACAUACCCACUUGAAUGGUAUUCAAAGCUGGCAGCUCUCACUCCUCACCACAACUUGGCUUGGGACGUUGGCACGGGCAAUGGCCAAGCUGCUAUUGGGGUGUCUGAGCACUACAAGCAAGUGAUUGCAACGGAUGUAAACAUGGCCCAGCUAGAGCGAGCUACUCCCCAUCCUCGAGUCCGAUACCUCCACACUCCUCAAACCAUGAAUGACAACGAAUUAGUGUCGUUGAUUGGGGGAGAAAACUCUGUGGAUCUAAUAACCGUUGCAACAGCAGUUCAUUGGUUCGACCUUUCACACUUCUAUUCUAUUGUUUCUCGGGUUUUGCGCAAGCCAGGAGGAGUGCUUGCUGUUUGGUGCUACUUUGACAUGGCUGUGAGCCCCGAAUUCGACUCCCUCUUCAAAAAAUUUCACGACUCAUUGCUGCCGUUUUGGCCCAAGGAAGUCAGAGACUACGUGCAUGAGGGUUACAAAACGUUGCCGUUUCCAUUUGAGAGUGUUGGGUUAGGUUCUGAGGGGAAUCCACUGCCCUUGGAGAUACAUAAACAACUUUCUUUGAAUGGAAUUUUGAAGCUGUUCAGGUCUUUCUCUCCUGUCAAUGUGGCUAAGAGCCAGGGUCUGGAUUUGUUAUCCCCAGAGGUGGUUAAAGGCUUUGAGAAUGCUUGGGAUGGACCUCUUACUUCGGUCAGGGAUGUUACCUACAAAGCUUUUAUGCUAGCUGGAAAGGUUAGGUCUUAAUUAGUCUUGUGCUUUUUAUUUCUACUGAAUAAGUUGUAAGAAUUUUAUUAAUCUUGUGUAUAAACAUUAGUAAUCAAAGCUUUUAUAUUUUUAAUAUUAUAAAAAUUUAUAAAUAA